UUACUUACAAGUGUCUUCGUUGAAAUAAACAUCGGAUGGGUAGUUUUGUAAAAAGUGAAAUCCAAUUCUGAUUCAUGUAAUUUUACGAAUAAUAAAUGGGAGAAACAACUGUUAUUCUCUCCCUUCUUUGCUCUCUCUCGCUGACCGCAGCUAGAGUUUCAAUCCCGGCGAAAUCCUUGAUUCAAAUCAGAGGGUAUCCAUCAUCGGUGUAAGAAAUUUAGAUUAGUCAUCAUCACUGCUUGGCUAAUUCAGUGGGAGGUGGAAAACAGGCAGAGGAACAGAGACAGUGACAGAGAGAACCAUCAACAGUCCACCAUCAACCAUGUCGUUCAUGAAAGGAGAUCUUCUGACAAGAACUAGGAAACUUGUGAAAGGUCUUGCCAAGGCCAAGCCCAUAUGGCUUAAAGCCAUGGAAGAGGCUCCACCUGUGACAUUCCCUCGUACUGAUGGAAAAGUGGAGAAAAUCAGUCUUCCUGAGGAUAUCUAUGUAAAGAAGUUCUUUCAAAAAUAUCCAGAUUCUAAAUAUGAAGAUGCUAUCAGGUUUUGCGGCUUUGAUCCCCCUCCAGCUCGUGUCUUUGGUUGGCGAGUACUUGAGAUGAAAGAGCAGGGAGUGAGUGAAGAGGAAGCGAUGGCUGUUGCUGAUAUGGAAUACCGAGCAGAAAAGAAAGCAAAGAAGCAAGCAUUUAAACGGCUGAAGCAAAUUGCACGUCUCCAAGGAAAGAAACCACCACCAAACCCAUAUCCAAGUGCUAUCAAGGAAAUACAGGCUGAAGAGAAGAAAUAUGUUCGUGACCGAUUCUUUAAUCCCAAGAUACGAGAGAUCGUGCAGAAAUUGAAAGAAGAGAAGGCAGCUGAGAUGCAAGAAAGAAUGAAGGGAGGUAGUUGGUAAUUUCAAGUUGCCUGACAGCUCCAACGUAAGCUCAUCUGUGGCUUCUUAAACCCAUUUUGUUUUAUUUUCUACGGAUGAGGAUCUUGCAUUAUGUAUAAGGUUUUGUAAGAUGGGGCGCGGGAGAAUGUCUCACCUUGUUUGAUUCGGUCCAUUAAUUUUAUUUGUUUAAAAUGGAAGCUUUUCUGAUUUCUUAGAAA
Messenger RNA from Macadamia integrifolia, 1086 nucleotides. RefSeq lists its product as uncharacterized. NCBI's taxonomy places the organism in Eukaryota, Viridiplantae, Streptophyta, Magnoliopsida, Proteales, Proteaceae. The record is from RefSeq and is a predicted model, not a curated record. The coding region runs from base 323 to 889 and encodes 188 amino acids. The transcript has 5 exons.